This is a messenger RNA of Eruca vesicaria subsp. sativa (arugula), 870 nucleotides long. Lineage: Eukaryota; Viridiplantae; Streptophyta; Magnoliopsida; Brassicales; Brassicaceae. The record is from the annotation of a GenBank genome assembly.
AUGACUUGUAUGGGGGGUAUCGAUCUGAUAGCGGGAGGUAAGAGCAAGAAGACCAAAAGGACUGCUCCAAAGUCCGAUGAUGUCUACCUCAAGCUUCUUGUCAAGCUAUACAGGUUUUUGGUAAGGAGAACCGGGAGCAAGUUCGAUGCUGUGAUCCUUAAGAGGCUUUUCAUGAGCAAAGUCAACAAAGCUCCUCUUUCACUCUCCAGGCUCGUCGAGUUUAUGAAUGGCAAGGAUGGUAAGAUUGCUGUGUUGGUUGGGACAAUAACUGACGAUUUGAGAGUGCAUGAGAUUCCUGCCAUGAAGGUCACUGCCUUGAGGUUUACAGAGAGGGCUAGGGCUAGGAUUGAGAAAGCGGGUGGAGAGUGCUUAACUUUUGAUCAGCUUGCUCUCAUUGCUCCCUUGGGACAGAACACUGUGAGUCAUAAUUUCCAAAAUGAACACCUUUAUGUUAGUUUAUAUGAAGUUGAGCUUAUGUUGAUGUGUUGUGGACAGGUUCUCCUUAGAGGACCAAAGAACUCUCGUGAAGCAGUGAAGCACUUUGGUCCUGCUCCUGGUGUGCCACACAGCCACUCCAAGCCCUAUGUUAGGUCUAAGGGAAGGAAGUUCGAGAAAGCUAGAGGAAAGCGAAAGAGUCGUGGAUUCAAGGUCUAAGAAUAUCUCUCCGCUGUUUCAUUAUGGUUGCUUUCAUAAUGAAAGUUUUGGUAGAGAACUCUCGUUCGUCUUUUCCUGUUGCAGACAUUGUUUUAAGUUUUCUGUGUUACUAUUCUGAACGACAGUUAAAUGUUUUGCCUAAUACCUUUUUGAGUGUUUUUAUGCUACCAAGCCUCGUUCGAAAUUUUUCUAGUGACCACAGGAUUUCCAUAUUAU